Messenger RNA from Saccostrea echinata, 9604 nucleotides. RefSeq lists its product as uncharacterized. Lineage: Eukaryota; Metazoa; Mollusca; Bivalvia; Ostreida; Ostreidae. The coding region runs from base 1 to 9480 and encodes 3159 amino acids. Gene Ontology annotation, molecular function: calcium ion binding; protein binding. The transcript has 16 exons. The record is from RefSeq and is a predicted model, not a curated record.
AUGGAUGUUCACAAGUGGUCUAAACUGCAAAAACCUGGUCUUUUUUCUCCACUUAAGCUACCAAAUGGCGUUCCACUUUAUUGGAUGGUUAAAGGUACAACGACAGAUGGACAAACAAUUACAACUCAGUGCAGAUUACACACUUACGAUAAUACACUUCCUGAUGGACGCAUUGAUGUUCAUUACCUUUACACCAGCCACCCACAUAAGAUCGGUGGCACUUUAGUCGUGUUUGAUGACUCUUCACUGAAAUUUGUCCAGAGGUAUGCAAUUGGACAAUCACAAGGAUAUAAAGGAAAUCAAUAUAGUGAGUGGUUCCAUUUCAACUUCACAAAUACCCAUAAAGAAACUGACCCUGUUAAAUCAUUUGGAAAAGGCAAAACAGGGAAACUCAAUACCAAACCGCUAAAAUCAUUAAAAACAAAAGACAGAAAAGUGUGUGCACUUCAGUGUAUAGAUACCGGUGAAAAUUGCAUCUCUUUCGAUUAUGAGUUCCAUUCGGAAAUAUGUGACCUUCAUUCCGUCAUUGAAGGACCACGCGCUGAUAUCAGAUUGAGUGGUACAUACAAACAUUUUGAACGGACAGAUUUAAUGAACACACAUUCAUUUGAAGCAAACUUUGAUUUAGUUCAUGGUGAAAGGUACUUUAUCAAUGCAGAAAUUACAAACGUAUUGAUGUACAAAAGUAUCCUGUCAUCCAAAGGAACCAUUGUUGACUUUACUCCACCGGAACCCAACUUCAUUGGGCAUGCCACUCAAGAUCGACUUUCUGCUGACAAAUCUAAUUGGAGACCCUUCACAGAUAAAGAAAGUGGAAUAUUUGGAUAUACAUGGGCGUUUGGAACAAGUAUUUGCGGAACGGAAAUUUCAAAUUUCGAAAAUCCCCACAAACAUCUCUCAGAUAAAAGGUUUUGGACAUAUACUGGAUACGCUCGAGAUCUUCAUCUUCCUGACGGGAAAUACUACACCACCGUUCAAGCGGUAAAUAACGUAGUACAUGGAGGCGCCUUCGUCACCACCAUGUGUCAUUCCAUCCCAAUCGUUGUUGAUACAACACCACCUCUAUUUAAUGGCGUCUCGGAUUUAUUAUUUGAUGAGGACUUUAAUCUCAUGGUUAUAUACUUUGAAGCAGAAGACAAGGAAUCAUUUUUGUCGCGGGUUGAUUUUGGACUCGGUAAAACAAAGCAUGAUGUAGAGGUUCGGGGUUAUUCCAAGGUUGAUUAUUCAGAAAGGGAGAAUACCUUUAUUUUGAUCAAUGAUCUAAACCUAAAUGAUGGGGAACCGGUUUGGUUAAGACUUAGGGCAGUAAACAAUGUCGAAAUGUCAACAGCUGGACAUAGCGAUGACCCAAUACUUAUUGAUAGAACUAAACCCAUAGCAGGGAAGGUGUUGGAUGGAAAUAUUCUAGGACAUGAUCAAACUUAUCAAUCUGAAGAUAAUCGGAUAUGUGCCAGCUGGAAAGGCUUUUAUGACCCAGAGUCUGGGAUCGAAGAAUAUCAUUGGGGUGUUGGAACGUACCCUGGCCUUGACGACAUCAUAGCCAUGAAAACAUUAUCUAGAAGAACAACAAAUAUAUGUUCCUCUGCAAAACUUGUACACAAUGCCACUUACUACAGUGUCAUAGAAGCAAAAAAUAGUGCACUCAACUCAAAAGCUAUAAAACAGCUGUCUAACGGAGUUCUCGUGGACACAUCUGAACCAAAUACUGGAUGGGUUUAUGAUGGAGAUGACCCAAAGAAGGACAAAUUCUUCUCCUCUGAAUCUGCAUUGAUAUCAGCUAGAUGGGGAAACUUUUCAGAUGACGAAAGUGGCAUAGAUCAUUAUGUUGUAGAUGUUUACGUAAAUGAUGUGAAAACCCAAGCUUUUGAUGUCGGUAGCAAAAGUGAAUUAGACGAUUUAUCGAUGAGUUUUGCUCAUGGAGAUUAUAUUUACUCACUUCUCACGGCAUAUAAUGGAGCCGGAUUGUCAGUGAAAAUGAAAUCAAGUGGUUUUAUCAUAGAUCUAACCUCGCCGAUUUUAAAAUACAUUCAUGACACAAAAAAUGGAAGCUCCUUUCAGAGUGACUCUCAGUCGCUCUCAUAUGCCUGGAAAUAUAUAGACCCAGAGUCCGGCAUAAAGCAAUACCGUCUUACAGUGUAUGAAAUGUAUAAAGGAAUGAAAAUCAAAUUCUACCCGGCGAUUGAAGACUUUAUUUGUACCACUGCGGAAAAUAUUACUUUAACUGGUCUUUCUUUGCAAAAUGGAAGAAAAUAUCUCGUAAAAAUAGUCGCCAUCAAUAAUGCUGAUAUGCCUGUAUCACAUGAAUCAGAGGGCGUGGUGAUCGAUACAUCGGCACCAGUCAUUUCACAGGUUCAUAUUGGACUACCAGAGGUCGAAGAGGAAGAAGAAGAUGGUAAAGUGAUGCACGCUGAUCAGUCAGCCAUGACGGUCAGCUGGAGGGCUGCAGACUAUCAGAGCGGAAUAGUGAAGGUAUGGGUAGCAAUUGGACUCGACACCAACGACACAUCAAUAACAAACGGGUUCAAGGAAUUUGACGAAGGAAACGUAGUGCGACUUUCUGGUCUUACCUUAACCCCUUCAACCAUCAGUGACAAAGAAGUCCAGUAUUACUACGUUAUGGUCAAAGUACGGAAUGGAGCAGGUUUGUUGUCAUUACAAGCUAAUUCGAAACCUAUUUACGUAAUGAAGAGUAACGUACCUGGAACUGUUUUCGAUGGACGUGAGGCAUUAUCCGAUGAAGACUUCACUUAUGACAGAACAUCACUUGCCAUGUCUUUCAAUGGAUUCGAAAGUGAGGCAUGUAAUAUUAUUCAGUAUGAAUGGGCCAUAGGAUACAAGCCAUAUACAUAUGAUGUUCUGCCGUUUACUGACUAUGGAAUUGUUAUGCAUAAUCAAAGCUUUGGUCAAGCUCAAAUACAUAAAUCAUUAUACGAGGGUUCCACAUAUUACAUAACUGUUCGAGCAAAAACUGGUUUCAAUUGCCCAACGGGCGAAUACAUAAUAUCUUGUUCUGAUGGUAUCAAAUUAGACACCACAAAACCGCAAAUAGAUAUGAGCUAUGAGGGAAACGCAGUUACGUCAAAUCCAAUGCCUCUCUACCAGACUAGUAUAGAUUCUGUCAAUAUGAAGUGGAACAUACAGGAUUCGUCAAAGAUUUCAGAAUCAUGGUGGUCGAUUGGAAGCCUUCCAAAACAAGAAGAUGUUUCGAAGAAAAUUAACACUGCGAAUAACUUUAUUCCUGAUGGAUUUUUGAAGUUGUCUCAUGGACAGACAAUUUACGUCAAUAUUGGCGCAAAGGAUAAAGCUGGAAAUGAAAUGGUCGUGUCAUCACCUCCGAUCACUAUAGACACAAGUCCUCCUGAACUUCACAAUUUCACAUGUACUCCAUUUAUUUCUGUGCGUAAAUCUUUGGUCAUCUGCACAUGGGCAAUGAUAGAAGAAUGGGAAAGUGUUUUAGCUUACACUGCCAUUGGCAUCGGUAGGAACGAAACAUAUCCGGAUAUCUCUGAAUUUCAUACAUUUUCAAAACUGACGAGAAGCUGGACACGUGAUCUUCGCCUGAAAAUAAAGAAUGGCAACUUUGCCCAUAUCUAUAUAAUAGUUAAAAUGCAAAAUUUUGCCGGUUUAGAGACUUAUAAAUCGUUCAAGAUAGUCGUGGAUUCCACUCCACCAACUGGAGGAAUUGUACAAAUUGUGACCACAACUGCAACAACUAAUGCAACAAGGAGUGUUCAAAAAUGCCAGAUUCCGCAAACAUAUUUAGAAGCUCGAGUUACAAGCUGGACCGACGCUGAGUCCGGGAUCGACAGGUAUCAAAUAGCUGUUGGGUGUGAUGGGAAAACUACCAAUAUUCUCGAUUUUAGUAACUGGGAUAUAAAUGACAUCAUCCUAAUUCCUAAUUUAGCUAUGGAAACAGGCAGUAAUGUUGUAGUGACUGUAAGGACGUUCAAUAAAGCAGGACUGUAUAGACAAGUGAGAUCCGAUCCAGUCAUAAUAAGUCCAAAUCCCAAGCUCUAUGUUUAUGACGGUCCAACAGAAAGUGAUAUAGACUAUCAGAAAUCAUUGUCUUCACUGGAGGGGAACUGGCGAUAUUCAGAUAAUUGUCACAUUAAAUCGGUUGACUGGGGAGUGGAAAGCAUUGACGGUAAAGUUGUACAAAAAUUUCAACCUGUGCCAUCUGCCUUACAUCAUUUCUACUCCGAUCUCAUAAACCUAAAAAAUGGGGUAACUUAUAUAAACAUUAUAAGAACCACUGAUGCACUGGGAAGGGUUCGUGAAAGUAGAUCCGAUGGUCUCACUGUCAAAAUUCAGCCUCCUUCCCCUGCAACCGUGAGGGAUGGAUCAGAAAAUGACCGAGACUAUCAAGAGUCCACAAGCGAACUGCAUAUCAACUGGGACCCAUUUGGUAAACCGAAUAGCAGAGACCCAACAGAGAAAAUAGUAAGGUAUGAAGUUGCUCUGGGAAAUGAUGUGCGAUUCGAAGAGACCAGAAGUAAUGUUCACUAUUUUCUUGACGCAGGACUUUCAAACAAUUAUGUUUUCAAAGGUCUAAAUCUUACAUCGAAAACUGUAACAUAUUAUGCAACAGUACGGGCAUAUAGCCAAGCUGGAAGCUACCAGGAUGGAACAUCAGAUGGAAUUAAGGUUGGUUUCAGAGAAGUAUUAACAGAAGGUCAUGUCCAAUAUAAUGUUGCCCAAUAUAUGACUGACAGAAUAUCCGUUUCCUGGUCGGGCUUUGAGGCAGAUAUGGGUAUUGAUCACUUUGAAGUUGGUAUUUCAUCGAAAUCUCCAUCUUACCCCAAUGGAACACAUGAUUGCCAUACAUUUAGGGAUUUUGGUGAGGUUUUUGACACCAAGAAGAUGGAAGGAGUAGGGAAGGACACUUUUAAAGAUUUAAAACAGUUAUCUCUUCUUCACGGUCACAGUUACUUUGUCACUGUUAUUGCGGCAGAUGUUACAGGCAAAUGUGUUGGAAGCACUGGCAAAGCGGUCAUUAUUGACACAUCGCCUCCUGAAAAAGGGAAAGUUACCAUUGGAGGAAAAUAUUCUGAUAAUGUUGUUUACAUCAAACAUGAAGAUCAGAUAACUAUUGAAUGGAAAGGAUUUCAAGAUAAUGAAUCUGGUGUUUUAGACUAUGAGGUCAAGUUGUAUACGUCAACAACAUGCUAUGAUGGAGGUAGUGACCCAGAAAAAAACACAAAUAUUUAUACUCUAGAAAAAGCUGUAACUGUCAAAAAUGUAAACAAAAUGACGUUUUAUGAAUUACCUCUAAAACAAUUCAAAACCUACGUUGUCAAAGUGACAGCUAAUAGUAGGGCUGGACUCCAGACUUCAAGUUUGUCGGAACACAUCAGAUGCGAUACAACCCCACCAACAAAAGGAACAGUCAAAGUUGGUGACAGCUGGUUCAAAGAAGCUGCAUUCCAGCCUUUUACAGAUAAACUAAAUGGAACUAUUGCAUUAGCACAUUCAGACAUGGCAUAUCAGUGUCAAAGUCAAAGACCAUUGGACGCACAAAAUGAACUGGUACCUAUGAAAGGGCGUUUCCAAUCUGAAUGUGUCCUGAUAUCUGGUUCCAAAGUGAAAAUUGAAAUCCGUCAUGAUGAUAAUUUACGCGGCAUUAUAAAAGGGGGUGUAGAAUCGAUGAAGAAAGAAGUUAUAGCGGGAAAUUAUUCCAGUAAACUCACAACUGCUAGAGGCAAACAAAUGGUGACUUCAAUUUUUCUUGCGACUGGAAGUCAAUUUGUUAAAGAAACAUUAGAUUUCCAAGUUCAAGAAAAUCAAACUGACAUCGAUUAUGUUUUAAACAAUGCUUCAUCUGAUUCCUUUCCAAACAUAACAAAUUUUGAAACGUACAAUACGGAAAUGAUGAAUGAUUCGAAAAGGCUAAAUAAAAGUAUAGAGUACUCGGGCAUGUCCAAAAAUAUCAACCAUACAUCAAAUACGGAGAAGAGUUCUGUUUUAGGAUUGAAUGAUAUUUUUGGCUUUGGCUUUCAUAUACCAGGGUACACAAUAGAUAAGCAGUGGUUUGUUUUUGUAUGGGUAUUUGACCAGUAUAUUUCAACAUCAAGACAAAUACCAGUAGAUUUUGACCCAACCAAUUCAACUACAGAAUAUACUAUCCAAUUAACAAACAGCACAUUUGUUGGAAAAAAUGUCUGGAAUGUUAAGUUUUUCAUACGAUCUGAACAGAUAGCAGAAUUUAGUGGUUUGCGAUUUGAAGAAUAUGGUACGUUUGGUGUCUAUAACUGGAACGAAAAUGAAUACGUGCCACCUAUAGAAAAUAUCGAUUUUCCUAUUGCAUUUGAAGCUAGCAGUACCAUAGAGAUCAUGAAAGAACCGAUUCCUGCUGACAAGCCCUGUAUGUUCGGGUCGUCAUUUUUUGAAAAGGACAGUUUUAUUGAAGAGUUUUGGGUUAAGGUGUCUGAGUAUGAGAAUGAGACAGAUGCUUCAUUUGAUGGUUAUUUGUUAUAUGCUACAUUCUGUCAAAAAUGUGCUGAAAAUUGCAAUAUUGGAUGUAGGCAAGAUUGCAAGCCCUCCACGACAGAGUUUGAAAUAUUACAAUUUACCAUUGAAAAUCUUAACCUGACAGCAUCAAAAAUGUCUGGCGAUAGGACAAACGGAAGCGCUGUUCAAUAUGAUUCUACAACUUAUUUCAUCCACACCCUGAUUGUCAAUUCUGCAGGCAUCACUACUCAUUCCACUUCUAAGGGUGUAAUUAUUGAUAACACCCCACCAGAAUUUAAUUAUGUCCGAUGUGUAGAUCCCCUGUCUUCAACAGAGGAACCCUCUCUCUAUCAGGGAUCCAAUGACAGCUUAAGAGCAUACUGGGAUUGCAAAGAAGAUGUUGGACAAAUUGUCGACUAUAAAAUAGAUGCGGGUACAUCACCAGAAAAUAAUGACAUAUUGAGUGACCUACCCGUCGGAAAAGGAAGGAAGUUUUUAUCCUCUGAUCUGAAGGCUCCUUUGGAACACGGUAAAACAUAUUAUAUUACGGUGAGGGCUGUGAAUUCUGCUGGUCUGGUUGGAAGUGGAUCCUGUAAUAUUACAGUGGAAUUAUCACCACCUGAUGUCGAAAACCUUAUUGUGCAAAACAUGUUUACCCAAGACGAUGAGGAAACCUUUGAUGUUUCAUUGUCAACCAGCGAAAUUGGACUUCAAUGGCAAAAUGGCACAGAUGACGUUGAAUUUUAUGAAUGGCAGAUUGGAUCUGAGAAAGAUGCUGACGACAUAUUUCCAAGAAUAAAAGUGGGACUGACGGAAUCCAAGAAAGCAUCUAUUAAAAAUGGUGAACUUCUGAUUGAUGAUAUAUCUCUAAAUGCAACAGUGGGCGCCUUUGCCUCAAAAAACAAAACCAAUCACAAAGAUGUACCAAACCAGUCGUUCUUCAACAUGGAGCCAGGAUUAUGUUUGCAUAUUAAAUUGUUUGCUGUUGGGAGAUCACAUCUAUCAAGCAGUGUAAUUCCUAAGCCGACAUGCAUAAUUCGUGGACAAGAUGAACAGAUUGAUUUUACCAAAACAACGAAGGAAACGUUAAACGAUCCACUUACUUUAAUGCCUGUAUUGUCAAUUACUGGUAAAGAUAAUAUAAUUCUUGCUGGAAUGCUUUCUAAGUCGGAUGUCAUGCGUGAUUAUGGUACUGCAGCUUCUGACAGGUAUAAGCGGUAUAUAGUGGAUCCAAUUGACACCCAGAACAACACCGAAAGAAGUCUUCAGAAAAGAUUCAUUGGCAAUACGGAGCAUAUGUUUUACCUAUCACCAAUAACCAAUAUCGAAAGCAAGUUUGUAUUAGAUUUGCCAUUCAACCAUCACAAAUACGAUGUCAAUCAAGAGCGUCCCCUCUUGGUCUUCUGGAACAAAGAAAAUGAGAAAUGGGAAGAUGUUGAAACAAACUGCAAGACAUCAUCGGCCAUUGAUUACCGGAGAGGAACAAUGACAAUACAGGUAUGUGGCAAUAUCUUUCUCGUUGACAAGGGGCAUGAAGAGAGACAAAAACGGAGCGCUGCUGAAAAAGGAAUAAUGCAGUCCCCUCGAAUGUUUGCUUUAAGAAAAAUAUCUAAGACCGUCCAAAAUAACCCGCCAUUCAUUAAAACAACUGAAAUUCAGUACGAAGAAGAUGUAACAUCGUCAAAGUUAAUCAAAGUGGGUGAUCCAGAGAAUGACUCACUAUCUAUCACAUUAAUCAAGUCACCAAUACAUGGAUCGGCAAACCUUACAACAGAUGGUGUCCUAACUUACCUAUCUCGCCGAGACUACAAUGGAGAUGACGUCAUAACUGUAAGAGUCAGCGAAGUCAAUGUCACAUCUCAACUGACACCUCUCCAGAUCGAAAAGAACAUCAAAAUAACGGUUCUUCCACAAAAUGAUGAACCUAUUUUGACAUUUAAACAACGAUAUCUUGACAUGAAUUGCACCAAAAACAACAUCACCUUGGAAGUUCUUUUGAAUGGAAAUGAAACUAGACAUAUCUUCUUUGGAUUUCUCAUAUUGGAUGAUGUAGACAGCAAUGACACUGUACAUCUAGGGACUAUGCACAACAACACUCCUGGUAGUUAUUUCUUGCUUGAACAACAAAGGGACAAUAAGGCGAUUGAUGGUCAUACCGGCAUUCAUAGGGAAUAUAGCAUCAAGCAAAACAUACACAAGUCAUUCAGUGGGCUUGCAGAGUUUGCAGCCCGUGCCCAUGAUGAAUUUGAUAGAGGAAAAGUUUCUUUCAGCAAAGAAUUUAGGAUCAGUACUUACAUUCUAAUUAAUCCCUGUAUUCACGGCCUUUGUGCAAACACAAGUAAUGUUCCCUGCAUGGACAAAUCACGAGCUUUCAGUUUCGAGAAUUAUCGUUGUGAUUGUUAUCCAGGAUAUCGAGGUGAAUGGUGUCAAGAAGACAUCAAUGAGUGCGUUCCAAAUCCCUGUUCUGUAUUCUACGACUGUAACAAUUUAAUUGGACGGUAUGAUUGCACCUUGAAUGGAGCCAAAUCCUUUGGCCUGGCUGUAGGAUUCUUUGUUAUUAUGGCUACAGUUUUCCUUCUGAUAAGACGCUGUAUCCUGCAAAAGCGACCUCUGAACAACAAAAUCGCGCCGAUCAAUAUCUGGGAUGAAACUGUGACUCGAGAGAACUCUGAGAUAAAAGAAUUUCCUCUAGAUAGGCUAACUGCUAAGCUGUCAAAAGCACAACCGCCCAUGUCUGACUCUAUAGAAAAAAAUAUCAAGCGGUUGUUUUUUAAACGAUACAAUCUGAUGGACACUGUUGGUCAUGAAGUAAAGGGUGGAUCUAUAAGUCUGCAUGAAAUUGAAAACGAUCAUGACUUCAAUAUAGUCGAAAACCAACGAAGUAGAAGAACUAGGUUGGUGGAGGAGGAUAUACAGACUAUGUUAGCACCCCUGUCGUCUUACAGUUCCUCUGUUGGAAAGAGUCUUCCGCCUCACCUACAGAAAGCGCACAUGGAGAAAAGCAGGAGCCACAACAGUCCAAUGUUCUCCUAGGCAUAAAAUAAGCAUACAAGAAAGCGGAUUUAAUUAUCUUUUAUCUUUUUUCACAUAUUUAACCAGAUCUUGUACUCUAAAUGUCGAAUCAUGUUGACUAGCAUUAAACUGACUUGCAUUUAUA